AUGACAUUCAUAUCCUACAUUGCAUUUUCUAUUGUAUGCGUAAUAAUAUUAUUAAGCGAUGGCGUAUUAGCGCACUCUUCGAUGAAAUAUCCUCUUCCGCGUGGUCAUCCAUUAAACCCACAAGCACCAAAAAAAGAUUAUGCAUGCAUCACAGCACCACUCAACGGUGGACCUGACUGCCCUAAAAAACCGUUCCCAUGCGGUGGGUACCCAGUUGACACUAAAGUCACACAAGUUUUCCAUGCCGGGGAGGUGAUCAAUGUCAAAUUCUACAAUCCAAAUUUCCCCGGAAAACUAACGCCUGCGGACACUAAACGUGAUCAAGCUCGUCAUAAUGGUGGGCUUUGUGAGUUUUCCCUGUCUUAUGAUGGUGGUAAAAGUUACACGGUGAUUGCUACCUAUCAUCGAACAUGCCCCGAUAUUUUCUUUGAUUGGAAAGUGAAAAUUCCCGAAGCUGCUCCUUCUUGUGAUACGCGUGGAAAAUGUAUUUUCUCAUGGUCAUGGAUAGAUGCAAACGGGAAUCGCGAAUUCUAUCAGAAUUGUGCCGACGUGAAAAUUGUUGGUAAUGCGACAAAACCAUUGCCAGUUAUUGAUAUUACACGCGCGAAUUUACCACCAGAAUUCAAGAAAAUUAUCACACCAGUCGGAGAUCCAUCGAAUACGGACAAUGCAAAAGGAAGUGGCCCAUUACCGUCUGAUGUUUCUGCUAAUUUGGCAUUGCACAUCGGCAGUAGCGGCAAUGGAAAAUCAAAUCCAACUUCCUCUGCACCAAAACCAUCAAAUAAAAAACCAAAAGAUGGCAAGAAAAAUAAUGGACAUAAGAAAAGCAAAAAAAGCAGCAAAAGUUCAAAAAAAGGCAAAAAUAAAUCCAAUUAA
Molecule: messenger RNA, 876 nt
Organism: Ambispora leptoticha
Lineage: Eukaryota; Fungi; Glomeromycota; Glomeromycetes; Archaeosporales; Ambisporaceae
Source: the annotation of a GenBank genome assembly